GCGAUGAAGAGGAGGGGGGGAGUCAGCGAGUGAAACCAGGCUUUUUCUGGCGAUAUUAGCUAAACAGUAACUCUAGCCCCCGGGCGCAAACCGUAAUACAAACAAAAUAAGAUUUCUAAUGUUUCUAAAGAAGAAUAAUAAACUUAAAGGGGUUUUAGUCGUCAGCUGUUCCGUUUAUAAGUUUCUUUCUCCCCCCCCCGUUUUCAAACUCCGAGGCUCCAUCUUGCCUUUUGAUUGACCGCAACAUAUAGUUUUUUUUUCUGGGUGCUGAAUUUUUCCCCCUGCUGGAAAGAAAUAAGGCAACAGUGGAAGGCUGGGAAAGAAAAAGGCACGGCGGAAAAUAAAAAAAAAAAAAAAGCGGUGGAAGAGAAAGUAUCAUAACAGGAGCUUCGCGGAAAAAAGUGGGGGGGACAGGUUGGAAAAACAGCAAGAAGAAACUGAGCAAGUGGGGAAGGAGACUUGCCAUAUAAUUCUUUUUUUUUUGGAGUCCGUUCAUUUUAUUGACAGCGAGCUUCACAUUAAAAAGGGGGAGCCACCAUGACAUCAGAAAUGCAGGAAAUUGCCAUCACAGAAGACAAGCCUUUACUCACGGGUCAGGCUGAUACUGCCAAGGAUGUUGCUGAACUGGCUGCAAGGAUACUCCUAGAUCAAGGACAGGAGCACAGCGUUGAGACCCCGCACGGCAUCCUACGCGUGACCCUCCACGGGACGCGGACCACCCGCCGGCCCGCCAUCCUGACCUGCCAUGACGUGGGUCUGGACAGUAAGAGCUGCUUCUCUCCUCUGUUUAAAUUCGACGAGAUGCAGGAGAUCGUCAAGAACUUCACCCUGAUUCACAUCGACGCUCCGGGCCAAGAGGAGGGGGCCUCUGCCUACCCUCCGGGCUACCAGUACCCCUCCAUGGAGACUGUCGCCGAGAUGAUCCCUGCUGUGCUGCAGUUUUUCAACUUCCGUACCGUGAUUGGAGUGGGGGUGGGAGCGGGAGCGUACAUCCUCUCCAAGUUCACACUCACUAAUCCAGAUUCAGUAGAGGGCCUGGUUCUGGUUAACAUCGACACUAACGCUAAAGGAUGGAUGGACUGGGCCGCUCACAAGCUCAGUUCUGUGACUUCCUCCCUCACAGAGCAGAUCCUAUGUCACCUUUUCAGUCAGGAGGAACUUUCAGCAAACACAGACUUGGUGCAGUCUCACAGAGAGCGGAUCUCCAAAGCUCCUAAUCUGGCCAACAUCGAGCUCUUCUGGAAGACGUACAACAGCCGCAGAGAUCUGAACCUGGACCGCAACUAUACCUUCAAGUGUCCAGUGAUGUUAGUAGUUGGGGAUCAAGCUCCGUACGAAGAUGCCGCUGUGGAGUGCAACAGCAAGCUGGACCCCACAUCAACUUCCUUCCUGAAGAUGGCCGACGCAGGCGGCCUCCCUCAGCUCACUCAGCCUGCUAAACUCACCGAGGCUUUCAAAUAUUUCAUCCAAGGAAUGGGUUAUAUGGCUUCCUCUUGCAUGACCCGCCUGUCCCGCUCCCGCACCACCUCGCUCUCCUCCUCCUACUCCAUGGACGGGUCCCGCUCUCGCUCGCGCACCCUGUCCCAGGGCUCGCAGGGGGGCCAGAUGCCGCCCAGCCCCUCCCAAACCAUGGAGGUCUCCUGCUGAAGAAGACUCCGCCCCCCUUCCACCACCUCACGACGGCAAGAGCGGAGAGCGACAAAGGAAAGAAGGGAAAGAGGCGAAGCGUGAGCGCAAAGAAAACGAGACGAACGAACGGCUUCCUCGAUCGGUCAAAACACGACUCCCACCAUCCCCUCCCCCCAAAAGCAGACAGAGAGAGAGAAAGAGAGAAAGAGAGGGCCUGUCCUCCAUGUUGGUCCAGCACAGAUGCAGUCUUUCAGCUAGAAUAGAUUAAAAGGAACCAGGAAGGAGCUGCAGAACAGGAAGCCGUCCUCUCUCCCUCUGUCAGCCUGUAGACCCCUUUAACCUAGAUCCAGAGUGUGGCAUGUAGAAGCUGCACUCAUCACUUUAACCCGUAGAAACUCGUCAGGAAGCAGAACUGAUGAUGAUGAUGAUGCUGAAGCUAAUGAUGAUGUAAUAGGAAAAAAACUGCAACACUUUUCUCUUUAUUACAUGAUUUUAAUAUAAUAUAGAAUAAAAAAAAACAUACUAUAGCAGAGAUACUUACUACAAUGUGUGUGUCCACUACUUUUACUGCUAGUUUCUAAUGUGUUUUUUUUUUUUUUUCUGAUUUGUAACCCGUCUCAACUAAUGGCUGAAGCGGUCAGCAAGAGCCAUUCCAGCGACUACAUGUGUGUCUCAAAAAAAAAAAAGUUUAAUAUAAUUAAAAACUUGAUUUAUUUCGGUUUUGUUCAAAAACUGAAACUCGCGUAUUAUAUGUAUUCAAUUUCAGUGAUGUAUUUCAAGCCCUUAAUUCUGUUGGUGUUGAUGUUUGUGGCUUACAGUUGAUGAAAACACAAAAUUCUAUUUCUUAGAAAAUAAAAGCUUUACACAAGACCAAUGAAAUAAAGAUUUUUUUAAAUAUAGAUGAAUAGUAGCUCAGUGUUCUGUAUGUACUGUUUUACAAAAUGAGCUUUUCUUUAAAGUCCUCUCACUGCUGCACACAUUUUUUUCUUUCCACACAACGUUCCAUCAAUUUGCAUAGACACUACACUUUAUUAUUAUUACUUUUUUUAGGAAAUACUUCUUUAUGGAUAUCUCUGCGAAAACCUGGGCAGCUAUCAUGUCAGCGCUGUCCACCUGAUGGGGUCUUUUUUCAUCAUAUGGGUAAAAUCCAACAAUUCUGUAUUCAAAAUUUAUUUUUAUUGAUCUUAUGUUCAAGUUUUCUGAGGAACAUAAUUUUGGGGUUUUCAUUGGCUGUAGGCCUUAAUCAACAGAAAUAAAGAUUUGAAAUAUAUUACUAUGUAUGUAAUGGAGUCUGUAUGAUUAGUUUCAGUUUUUGAAUCGAAUAACAGAAAUAAAUUAACUUUUUAAUGGUUUCCAGAUUUUUUUUUUUAAUUUUUUUUUGAGAUAAACAUGUUUUUCCUUCCUUGGUGUUGCCAGGUUUUUGGUUUUUUUUGUCUUCCACUCGUCCCGUCCUCAACGUUUUACUUUAUCUUUUUUUUAUUUUUUAUUGGGUGUAAAGAGGUUGAAAGUUGUAGUUUUUUUUUCUUAUUUAUUCUCCUGAAUCUGCAUGCCUGGUCUCACCCCACGUGAAUACUGCCUGGAUAUUUUUCUUUCAUAUUCUGCUAAUAACGUGUGUUUGCUUGUUUGCGUCGUUUUGAGUUUUGGAGCGACAGUCUGAAGGACCGGGCGGGUUGUUGGGUGCUGUCGUCAACUCGAGUCGCACAUUUCUAAACUAGUGCUUCCAACCUUUCUGGCCGCGUGUCGAACCACCCGUGACGUCUGCCGAGGCCAGAAGGGACCACUGUGUUCACCGUGUGGGUUGUGGUUCUUGUUUCUCUCUCUCGCUCUUUUUUUUUCUUUCUUAUCCUCCGUUCCAGUUUUAUUAGGGAACUAGAGAUUUAUGAAUUCCCAGUAGGAAAAAUCAACUGGACCGCCCUCCGUAAACCCCACGGGGAAACUGGAAGCAAGUCCGUCACGACUUGUAAGGUGGACUCAAUAUGGCGGCUCCUCCAGUCAACAAUGGAAACGUUCAUUUUUAGGAAACACACAGGUAAGACUGCGUCACCGCUUAGUGUGCGACUCUAAACUGAGUGGUGAACAAAUUAAAAGUGGCGUUUGAUUGUAGAGCGUAAAACUUAAAUUGAUAUUUGUAGCUAAUGCAAACGAUGUUUACGGGCGUCGCCAUCUUGAAAUUCCAACUUCCUAACUCGAACGCCGUUAGCUCGGGUCUGACGUCAAAACCCAACACCGAGUUUCAACUUCGCAGGUAACCUGAACGCAGCAUUACAUUGCCUGUGCGUGGAUACCUUGACAUGAACGCAACCGGCUUACUUGAGGCGGGAUAAAAAUCCCACUCCUCAGUAAUAGAAGCAGCUUUUAUUGAAAUCGGGCAGUUGCUUGUGUGUUUGCUUGUCGCGCGGAAGUAGAUGGGAAGUGUUAGCUUCCGGUUUGCAGAUUUAACUUAGCGGAGUAGGAGGAUGAAAAUGGAAAACAAGAGGAUGCUUUUUUCUUCUUUUUUUUUAAAUGAAAAAAAAAAACCCUCAGUGAAACAGCCCCCCACUGCCAAAACAAGCGAAAUAAAAACCGCCUGAACCUUGAAUUGUCCUGUUACAGCCAGGAAGUAACAGCGAACUGCCAAAUUUCAGCGCCUCGUUUAUCUGGUGACUCGGAUCUCCCUCUAAACGUUAAUAUUUCAACACAAAGCUGUUCACUGCCCGGUGACAUGUUGCCAACAGCCUGACUAUAUUUCUAAAAAAGAAAAAAAAAAAAAGCCUAUAUGUGGACGCAGCCAUGAACGUUUUCACAUUUUUAAACCAUAAGAUUUGAGUGAGUCGGGUGGAGACGGCCUGUUUCGUGUUUGUGUGAUCCGGUUCUACUUAUCCAAAGCUUUUUUAAAAAGGAGGCCGAGCCGUGAUCGGGGGAAGUCCGUGGAAAGCUUUAAGAUGGAGGUUAUAAUGGCAGGAAAAAAAGUAACAUGGUUUCAGGGUGGUGUUGGUUUUGAGGCAGGUUCCGAUUUCAGUCAGACACGGAGGAAAAAGUCCAGCGGUACUUCUGUCUUUCUAAAGAGUUGAGCAGGGAUGUGUGAUUGUAAAUGCUUGUCCAUGUUGUCUUCUGUCUGACUCUUAAUUUUUAUUUCAACCUGUUUUUUUCCUCUUCUACAUCUCUUUUCUUUAUAUCUGUGUGAAGUGUUAGUUUAUUGUCCCGACGUGCUCACAAGUUAGUUAACCGUGUGCUAGUUCUUGUGUAACUUUUUUAGCAUUAGCGCUUAUAAGGGAGAGUAAUAUAAUUAACAAUUAAAAGAUCGAAAGUAAAAAACAAAACAUAAACUGACAUUUACUUGUGUGACUCAUUUCCCUGUGUAAUACAAUGAACAUCCUUAAAAAGCAAACUUAAAUAUCAAUAAAAGCUUAAAGAGGAA
This is a messenger RNA of Xiphophorus couchianus (Monterrey platyfish), 5026 nucleotides long. RefSeq names its product NDRG family member 2 (gene ndrg2). The transcript is spliced from 16 exons. The coding region runs from base 538 to 1647 and encodes 369 amino acids. The record is from RefSeq and is a predicted model, not a curated record. Lineage: Eukaryota; Metazoa; Chordata; Actinopteri; Cyprinodontiformes; Poeciliidae.